Vitrella brassicaformis is the source of this 3435-nucleotide messenger RNA. The record is from the annotation of a GenBank genome assembly. NCBI's taxonomy places the organism in Eukaryota, Vitrellaceae.
CGUUGAACCAGCCACCCAUCCACCCACCGGUCAGGCAGGCCUGUCCGUUUCACCAUCCAUCCAUCCAGCGCACACUAUGCUCCCUGCGUCCCUCUGCAUAGCUACUACAGCCAUCACUCACUCUCUCGGCGCAUAAAGCGCCUCACCGGCCCGACCUACCCAGGCAGCUAAGCUACGGUACCUGCACACGCCCAUAUAUAGCACCAGAGAGACACAUGGUCGGGAGAGCACCAAGGCACAAAAAACAGACAUGUCUGUAUGGUAUGCAAUCAAUAUACAAUUGUAUGUACACCCACAGAUACCCCACACCUACCGACAUUUAUUCGCACAUGAAAACACGAGCACACACGUGCACACGGGGAUGGAUGGAUCGAUGGAUGGAUGGAUGGAAAUGCCCAAAAUCCGACGAGACGCGGAUGCUGUCGUUCGGCGGGUACUGUACUUACCUCCAAAACCGCCUGUGUGGCUAGCAUUGACACAGAAGACACAAGAUCGAUCCCCCCCGCCCCCUCGCCCUCGUCCACAUCACACCGCCCGCAGUAGUGCAGUCACAGUGACAAUGAGGCCACCCCAUAUCAAGGCCGCAUCACGCAAACACUUCUGGCCACCAGGGCAUGCACCGCUCGUUGCAAGAGCGCUGACGACCUCAUCGCCAUGACCAUUCUCCACGUCCACCCCUUUCCCGGCCUCAGUCUCACUGACACCCACCCCAUCGGCCUCAUCAGCGGCAAACAACUCAGGCAGCCGCCCACACAUGUCAAACUCCUUUGGCGGCGGCUGCACCAGCUCCGGCUGGACAGAAAAGGUGAAGCCCAUGCCCAUCGCGAGGUGCCAGUCGAUGUGGCAGUGGAAGAGCCACAUGCCGGGGUUGUCGAACUUCAUCCUCACCACCACCCACCCCUCGACGUCCUGCGGCUCGCCCUCGACCACACGGGCGGGCAGCAGGGUGGCGGUGUCCCGCUUGAUGGGGUUGACGGUGUUGAGGUUCGUCUCGUCUUUGGCUGCGUCGUAGGAGCCAUAGCCGUGGCCGAGCACCCAGAAGUCGUAACCGUGGCUGUGCCUGCAUCCAUCCAUCCAUCCAUCCGUCCAUGCGUGUGGCGUGCCUACCAUGGGUGCUGCUCAGAGAUGCCGUUAAUCGCGUAGGAGUUCUGCACAAGCAGCACAGCACAGCACCCUCAGCUUAGUCACGCCGGUAUGUGCGUACGUCAGUCCUCGUGUGUGAGUGAGUAGCUGCAUACGUGUAUGGCGAGAUCGAUGACUUCCCCCAGCUUGACGUCCACAAUGUUGCUCAUCCGGCGAUCCUCCUCCGUCAGCGCAUCCGCCUUCGACAGCCACAGCAGCUGCACACACACACACGCACACGCAGCACACAACACACACAGAGGAUACGUGCUGCUGUGUGCGUGUGUGUGGUGCUCAUGGAUACCGCACGCACCGGUGCGUCAGGCAGUUUCAGCAUGUCCCCGUUGAUCUUCCACACCACGUGGUCGUUCUCCUUCCAGUGCGUGCCGUUGACAUAGAUCAGUCGGUCGGCGGGGGGCGGCGCCUCCGUGUGGUUGGCAAGACCAACCUGCACACAUUCCAGCCGCCAGCCCAGAUGAAUGUAUAUCAGUGGACUCCCUCUCUCUCUCUCUCUCCUCCGCUAACGCACCACUUCGUCUCUGUUGUCCAUCGACCACCGCUCGUUGACGUGCUGGUCGAUCUCCGGCAGCACGCCCUUGACCACAAACCCCUCCGUCAGGUUGGAGCUGUUGGUCGCCGUCCAGUGGCUCGACGGUGGGUCCUCGACCGGUGCGCCCUUGUAGCGCACAAUGAAGUGGCCCCAGAGGUCGGCAUUUCUGUGGCGGAUCUCCAGCCGGCCCCAGUAGCUGCCGAUGGGCUGGUCAGCCUUGAGCAGCACCGAAUACCUGCAGCCAGGCCAGGCAAAGAGGUGUGACUGACUGGAUGCACACGGAGGGGGGCGACGGGUAUACCCUUACCUUGCGGCAACGUUGAUUUCGAGAGCGUUGACUGUUUUGGGCUGUGUGUAGUGUCCCUCGGCCUCCACAAUGGUGAGGGGGUGAUCGUCGAUGCCCAUCGAUAGCAUCAUCAACGGACCUGCACCAACAACAAACAGGUCACCACACCCCACCCACCGACCCACCCUCCCUCCCGUGUCGUGUAAGCUGUCGGCUGACCGAAGUUGGCCACUCGCAGCCUGUAUGUCUUGCCCUGCUCCACUUCAAUCACCUCAUAGGGACACGCCUCGCACACCGACACGUCCAGGUCCGUCACAGUCGCAUUCUGACCGAUCAAACGAGGGACCACACAGGGUGGAUGGAUGUGUACGUCUCUCUGCUCUUGGCUCCCUCUCUGACUGACUGACCUCCAUGCAGAAGUCCUUUGACUUGCCGUUGACGAGAAUGCUCUCAGCGUUGCCGGCCCACUGGAAGGGCGCAGACAUCAGGCCAUGCACCAGCUCCUGAUAGCCCUUGUGAUACCUGUAAAACCCCACCACUGACUAAGAGAGAGAGCCUCGCACGGCAGAAUUCCUGUCUUGGCACGCACCACUCAUGCAAGACGAGAGGCAUCUCCUCGUCGUAAGCAAACGGCUCCUGCUCGCCAUCAGGAGCCUCGAUGAUGAACAGCCCCGCGGCGCCCAUGCUCUUCUGUCCGACGGUGUGUGAGUGCCACCAGUGUGUCCCGGGCUCGUCGUUGGCGUGGAAUCGGUAUGUGAAGGUGUCCAUGGGGGCGAUGGGGCACUGCGUGACGUACGGGGUGCCGUCCAUCCAGGGGCUGCCGCGCUGGAACUGACCGUGCCAGUGAAUCGACGUCGACUCUGAGCACACGGACGGAGGGAAAGACAAACCAAUGGCGUGUGUGGGUGAGGCGCGGCGCGGCGUGUAGUGUGGGCACCCGCAGGCAUGUUGUUCUUGACGUGCACAACGACUUCCUCGCCAGGCUUGACACGGAUCUCGGGACCGGGGUUCAUACCUGAAGUGCAGGGCAGCAGACAUCACACGCGCAACAUUGCAAUGCAACACAGAGGGCGUCACUGACUGGACGGACCCGUGGGCGGCCGGUGCUCACUCACCGUUGACAAGAAUCGAGAACCGCUCGUGGCAGUCCCCGCUGAAGUAGCCGUAUGACACAUCGAAAUGGUACUCCUUCAGGCACAUCCCCGGCACAGCCAACACGGCAGCAGCCACCGCAACGGACACCAGCACACGCAGCAUCUCCACUCACUCAGACAACACCGGAACCUCACAGAAGGUGGCCGCAGCGCACUAAGCUUCACAGAAACAUAUCUUCCGACGGCCGCCUCCUCCAAUGUCCACAGAAGACAGCUCUCUCCCGCAUCUAUAAUUUCCGCAGCACCAUCUCUCCGCUGCGCUAGGCGCCUGAAGCAGCAGGGCUCCUUAAUUCCGCGCAGCACAACGCCGUCCGGCACCUGCC